Messenger RNA from Zophobas morio, 1780 nucleotides. RefSeq names its product calexcitin-1 (gene Scp2). The transcript has 7 exons. Lineage: Eukaryota; Metazoa; Arthropoda; Insecta; Coleoptera; Tenebrionidae. The record is from RefSeq and is a predicted model, not a curated record. Gene Ontology annotation, molecular function: calcium ion binding. The coding region runs from base 119 to 760 and encodes 213 amino acids.
CACCUUCAUUUGUGUUCCUGCUGUGCUACUUGUGUAAUCGUCCUCUUGACGGACUAGGACUAACGUCUUACAAUUAGUCAACUAUCGGUCGCACAUUGGAGACUUGUUCCAUAUUGGAAUGGAUACGCUUAAUUAUGGAAAGACAAUAUUGCGUGAAAUGAUGUCCCGCGUAAUGCCCCGUGUUUUCGGGACGCCCCUUCAAAACAUGCCCAUCUCGGAUUUUCGCAAGAAGAAACUUCUCUACGUUUUUCACGUUUUUUUCGAUGUUAACCAAAGUGGAACCAUCGAUAGAAAGGAUUUUGAGCUUGCAAUAGAGAAAAUAUGUACACUGCGAGGAUGGGCAUCUGGGACAGAGCAGUAUAAGAAAACGUACGAAAGCAUGAUCCAGAUCUGGGACGGACUGAGACAGAGAGCCGAUUCAAAUAUGGAUGGACAGGUCAGUGUGGAGGAAUGGGCUUCGAUGUGGAACGAGUACGCUAAGAAUCCCGAAAAUGCGUUAGAAUGGCAAACACAAUAUUUGAGGUUCAUGUUUGAGCUAGAAGAUGCCAGCGGCGACGGCAGCAUCGAUGUUGAUGAAUUUACAAGCGUUUGCUCCUGCUACGGACUGGAACCAUCAGAGUGUAAAGAAGCUUUUCAAAAAAUGUCUUGUGGCAAGAAAGAAGUAAACUACGAGCAGUUUGUCACACUGUGGAAACAGUUUUUCACUUCAGAAAACCCCUCUGAUCCUGGAAAUUUUAUUUUUGGAAAAACUAAAUUUUAACCUUUUUUUGAUGAUUAUGUUUAGAGGGAACGUAAACGUUUCGUACCUUUUCUUCAGAAGUCUUGCUUGUGAACUGUUUUAAAUACAUACUACAUAUUUAAAAAAAAAGUAUAUCAAUAUCUAAUACCUACUUAUUAAUUGUUACCUACAGUUAUGUUACCCCGAACUCGUAAACUUAUAUGUAGAUUCACGUUCUUCUACUAACUUAUCCUGUCAACAAACUGCAACACUUGACAUAAUUUAUUAACAAAUGCAUAUCUAACAAUAGAAAAGUACUAAAAAUUUAUACCUAAAAUGACAAUAUUUUCAAUACUUACAACGGUAAUGACUAUUUUAGAAUUAUUAGUCACGUUUACUGCACACUGUAAUUGACACUUCGAAUUAUAUUUAGGACAUGUUAAUGCGAUAUGUGGAUUAACUGUGCUACAUAAAAUAUUAAUUAACCAGAGAAGGAAAUAAUCUGGUACAUAAAGGCUGUUAGAAAUUAGAGGUAUAUUAUUGUAAAAGUUAUUUGUAUACUUACUUUAAAUAUGUUUUGUUUUUUAUUACAUUCAUACACCAGCUACUAAUAGAUAACAAGCACUGUAGACACUAUCUAAUAAUAGCUGCAAAUUCUAUAUGCCUCUUCGAAAUAGAUUUUAGUUAACAGUAACAUUUCUUUAAAAAUUAUUGUUACAUACUUUCGCAAAAACGUUUAUUUUACUGGAGUACACCAAGACACAUUCCCAAAAGUGUUGCAGUUUUCUUUUAGAUGUUAACUUCUUUUAAGUGUAUUAACAAAAGGAUCUUUAAUAAUGUCGGUUUUUGAAUGUUUAUGCAAAAUAUUACUGAUUAUUGAUUAUUGGCAAAGACAAUAUACCGUAAGGAAUGCAAAAUUCCGCAUUUGUUAAAGAUUCUAACCAAUGUUUUAUAUUUAUCUUGGUCAUUGGUAUUGUUUAUGGAUAUUUGUAACAUGGAGAUGUAUCUACCUAUAUGUAACAGAAAUAAAUGGAGAAACCUUAAAACCGAUAGAAAUGCAAA